This is a messenger RNA of Impatiens glandulifera, 1272 nucleotides long. Its product is annotated as binding partner of ACD11 1. The coding region runs from base 286 to 1089 and encodes 267 amino acids. The transcript is spliced from 6 exons. NCBI's taxonomy places the organism in Eukaryota, Viridiplantae, Streptophyta, Magnoliopsida, Ericales, Balsaminaceae. Gene Ontology annotation, molecular function: RNA binding. The record is from RefSeq and is a predicted model, not a curated record.
AAUCGAGGAUACUUUUAUCUUGAAUUCUGGAUUAUUUUUUAUUUAAUAUUUUCUUGAAAUCCGGAUUCUUCUUCAAAAUUGACUUCGCUGGAAAGCUAGACGCAGGCCAUUGAAAUUACGACGCAGUUGACGCUCCAACAACGCCGGCAAGUUACCGGAGCUUCAGCACUGAGGAGAACAACUAGGAAAACUGAGCUCGAUUGGUUGCAGUUUUCUGGAUCCGUCACAUCCGGUUCUUCGUCAGCCGAUCUCUCUGUUUCAUUAUAUCUGGGAAAAGUAGUGAGGAUGUCGGUAAGAACUGCCAAAGUCAGUAAUGUUUCUUUAGGGGCUACAAUGCAAGACAUACACGAGUUCUUCUCUUUCUCUGGCGAUAUUGACUAUGUUGAAUUCAAGAGUGACAGUGAGCGUUCCCAAAUUGCAUUUGUUACCUUCAAGGAUGCUCAAGGAGCAGAGACUGCUGUCCUACUUUCGGGAGCAACAAUAGUGGAUCAAUCUGUGAUAGUAACUUUGGAUCCAGAUUAUCAGCUUCCACCUGCUGCCUUAGCACCACAACCUGUUAAAACGGAACAAAAAGCUCCAGAUGUUGCUGGAUCUGGGGAUGCGGCUGGGUCUGGAUCAGCACUUCGCAAAGCUGAAGAUGUAGUGACUGGCAUGCUAGCAAAAGGGUUUGUCUUAGGAAAAGAUGUUGUGGGCAAAGCAAAGUCCUUCGACGAAAAGCACCAGUUGACUUCCACUGCCACAUCAAAGGUUGUUUCUCUGGACAAAAAGAUCGGUCUGACCGAUAAAAUAAGCAUUGGGACUUCUGUUGUGAGCGACAAGGUGCGGGAAGUAGAUCAGAAAUUUCAGGUUUCCGAGAAAGCCAAAUCAGCUUUUUCAGCUGCUGAGGAGAAAGUCAGUAGCGCUGGAUCGGCGAUAAUGAAGAACCGUUACGUAUUCACGAGUGCAUCUUGGGUGACUGGUGCUUUCAAUAAAGUGGCCAAGGCUGCUGGAGAAGUUGGCCAGAAAACAAAAGAGAAGGUGGAGAAGUCGGAAGACAAGGAUAGGCAGAAAAUGGUGGGCGAUUAUGCACAAGUUCAUUUGUCUGAGUAAGAGCCUAAAACAUUUCAUUUUUCUAUUAUUAUCAUUGUUCAAUUAAUGUCAUAUGUUUAUUAGAUAUACUGUAUUAUGUUAUGCGAGUCUAAUAUGAUUGAUGCUGGCUGCUGCUGCCCGUCAAUGUAGAACUCAAUUAAACUCGUCAUAUAUAAGUCUAUGAAAGUAAGAAUUCUGAAGACC